AAGAAAAAGGACAAGAAAAGGCAAAGUCUAGUGGUUCAUGGGAGUAACGUUAAAAAAGAGAGUUGACCCUCUAAAAUAGCCUCCUCCAAAAAGCUCAGAGUCGCACCGCAAAAAUCCUAAGCAUUGCUUCAGCACCACACUCGACCUCAGACACACUCAGAGGAAAGCCUGCACUUUCUGCCUUACCUUAUUGGGCUAAAAUGCAUUACUAAUAUUCACCACGUUUUUUUUUUGUUUGGUUGGUUUUUUUGAAUAGCAUAUUUUUAUAAUGACUUUCUGCAUAAUUCGUGUGAAUUUGUUUUCAAGGAAUUUAUUUACCUGUAGACUGUCUGUCUUAAAGAAAAGAUGCAAACUGUAAUUUGGUGAGAUUGUAUAUAUAUAUAAAUGAUUUAUUCAGGCUUUUGAACCCAAUCUAAACUGAUGCACGACUGCUAUGUGUGUGUGCGGAGCAACGUGAUGCAUCGCAGUGCGCGUUAAAGCAGAUAAAACCUGCACGUGAGCGCGGCGUGUGACAGUCACCAGGUGCAGGAGGCACGCAGCGCAGCUACAGGACUAUACACACAGAGCAGCAGGACAAACCGAGACUCCAGCACCGAGUCCAGAACGGAUUUUUUUUUUUACAGCCAUGUGGUUCAUCAAUAUCGCGCUGAUUAUACUGAAGUUAUCGGUUUCGGCUGAGGGCUUUUCGACAUGCCACUCUUAUGACCUGGACGAUCAUAAGUCAAAGAGGAUAGAGGCGGUGCGCGGGCAGAUCCUAAGCAAACUACGCAUCCGAUCACCACCGGACCCCGUAGCAACCCCGCAGCCGGAGUCGGUGCCCUUCGAGGUCAUGCUGCUUUAUAACAGCACCAAAGAUCUGCUGAAGGAGCGCGCGCGCCACGCGGAGUCCGCCUGCGAGCGCGAGAGCAGCGAGGAAGAUUAUUACGCCAAAGAGGUGCAGCGUGUGGACCUGCUUCCUCAGCGCGCUGACUCCAAUGUGAUAAACACAGUGCCUCAGAGUCCAUACUUCAGAGUGGUGAAGUUUGACGUCACCAAUGUAGACAGGAAUUCUAGCACACUUGUCAAGGCAGAGUUUCGCAUAUACAGGGUGCAGAAUACACAUGCGCGAGCCAUGGAGCAGCGAGUGGAAAUUUACCAGAUUUUGAAAUCUGAUGAUAUUACAGGUUCACCUCAUAGGUAUAUAGAUUCGAGAACUGUACAGCCUCGAGCCAAGGCAGCAUGGAUCUCUGUUGAUGUCACUGAGACUGUGAAAGAGUGGAUGGCUUACAAAGAGAAGAACUUGGGCCUAAUGCUCAGUGUCCAUUGUCCAUGCUGCACAUUUGUUCCAUCCACAAACAAUAUUGUGCCCAACAAAAGUGAGGAGUUGGAAGCUCGUUUUGCAGGUGUUGAUGAUGACCUGAUUCGCCCUAACAGGAGGCCAGGUGGGACUAAAGGUGCGAUAGAGUUCAGUACUAAAACGCCGCACCUCAUACUGACCCUGCUGCCCACAGACCGCUUGGAAAACCCCAACAAAAAGAACCGUAAGAAGAGGGCAGCUGCUGACGCUGCGACAUGCUCCAGGAACGCAGAUCAAAGCUGUUGUUUAAGGUCACUGUACAUCGACUUCCGUCGGGACCUAAACUGGAAAUGGAUCCAUGAACCAAAAGGAUACAAAGCAAAUUUCUGUGCUGGCAACUGCCCCUACUUGUGGAGUGCAGACAAUCACUAUAAUAUGAUUUUGCCACUUUAUAACAAAAUGAAUCCUGAGGCCUCAGCGUCUCCCUGCUGUGUGCCUCAGGACCUGGAGCCUCUCACUAUCGUUUAUUUCCUCGGUCGGACUCCACGGGUGGAGCAGCUCUCAAACAUGGUGGUCAAAUCCUGCAAAUGCCGCUGACUGCUGGAAGUACGAGAGUAGACAUGCUGAAGAGAUAGAGCGCACAGGGGAGGAUGCAGGAGACACAGCAGAGUAUGGACAAUAUCUGUGGACAGUCAGAAGACCAAGUGAAUACAUCUCAGAUGAUGGUGCGCAUGUUUUCUUUUUCUCAGGUUUCACUCAUUUGGAGUUGAUUCAGAGAAGUUGCACAGCAUUAAUUGAUAACUGCAAAUAAUCUUCACCAAAUGAAACUGUUUCAGGUACAUAAUGCCAUUCAGUCUUAUUGUCCUUCAUGUUUCAAACCGUUUUUCUGUCAUAGUGUUUUAGUUUAAUCCUUUAAUAAAAAGAAAGUAUUUAAGAGAUGGUAGUCAAAGAACCACCAGGCUUUAGUGUUGAUCUAGUUGUGCAAGAGCAGUUUACUGUAGAACUGUAGAGCAGUUUGUUUGAGUUUGUUUUUGUUUUUUUUUUUGUAUUUUUGAUUACACAAAGUGUACAUAUUUUUCCAGACAGGUAAGGGUUUUUAUAUGUUUAUAUACCAAAUAAAAUUUAUUACAUGA
Tachysurus vachellii is the source of this 2409-nucleotide messenger RNA. RefSeq names its product transforming growth factor, beta 5 (gene tgfb5). Gene Ontology annotation, biological process: regulation of cell population proliferation; BMP signaling pathway; transforming growth factor beta receptor signaling pathway. Gene Ontology annotation, molecular function: cytokine activity; type II transforming growth factor beta receptor binding; growth factor activity. Gene Ontology annotation, cellular component: extracellular region. Lineage: Eukaryota; Metazoa; Chordata; Actinopteri; Siluriformes; Bagridae. The record is from RefSeq and is a predicted model, not a curated record. The transcript has 7 exons. The coding region runs from base 626 to 1873 and encodes 415 amino acids.